GCUCAACAUCGCUCGACCGGCGCAGAAAACGCUCCCAGAAGGCUUGCAGACAUGGCAAAAGUUUUCAAGAAGACCAGCGGCAACGGCGGCCUCACGCUCUACCUGGGCAAGCGAGACUACGUGGACCACAUCGACAAUGUGGACAAACUGGACGGCGUCGUCAAGUUGGACCCGGCGGACUUCGGAGACAGAAAAGUCUUCGUCCAGCUGGCGUGCGCCUUCCGCUACGGCAGCGACGACCUGGACGUGAUGGGCCUGUGCUUCCGCAAGGACAUCUGGAUCCGCCAGCUCCAGAUCUUCCCGGACGACCACAAGCCGGCGCUGAGCGAAAUGCACGACACGCUCCUCAAGAAGGCCGGCGACGACGCCCGCCCCUUCACCUUUGAGAUUCCCACCAACCUGCCGUGUUCCGUUUCGCUGCAACCGGGCCCCGAUGACAAGGGGAAGGCCUGCGGCGUGGACUUUGAGGUCAAGGCCUACCUGGCCCACGACAAGUGCAACCCGGACGAGAAGAUCGUCAAGAAGGACACGGCGCGCCUCAUCGUCCGCAAAAUCCAGUACGCGCCGUCCCAGGUGGGCGCCGGGCCCAAAGCGGAAGUCUGCAAGAGCUUCAUGAUGUCCGACAAGCCCGUCCACCUGGAGGUCUCCAUGGAGAAAGACCUCUACUUCCACGGCGAAACCAUCCCCAUCAAAGUCAAAAUCAACAACGAGAGCAACAAAACGGUCAAGAAGAUUCAGGUGUCGGUGGACCAAACCACCGACAUCGUCCUCUAUUCGGCCGACAAGUACACCAAGUGCGUCUUCUCCAAGGAGUUUGGCGAGACAGUGGAGGCGGGCGGCACGUUGGAGAGCGCGCUGAGCAUCGUGCCGCUGCUGGCCGACAACAAGGAGAAGCGAGGCCUGGCGCUGGACGGCCGCCUCAAGGACGAGGACACCAACCUGGCCUCCACCACCAUGUUGCGUCCGGGCGUUGAGAAGGAGCUGCUGGGAAUUCUGGUGUCCUACAAGCUCAAAGUCAACCUGAUGGUGGCCGGAGGAGGGCUGCUGGGAGGACUCACUUCCAGCGACGUGACCGCCGAGCUGCCGCUGAUGCUGAUGCACCCCAAGCCGGAAGAGUAAAAGCUCCGCGGCCACAGACGACGUCGGCCCGCAGGAAACGCGCGCGGGAAGGAAGUGAGGCCGCGCAAGACCGCACCUGAGCAAGACGAGCCGUCCUUCUGUCGCCGUGGGUGCGGCCUUUUCCUUCGGCUGCAUCCUUCUGUCCAAUUAAACGUUUCAACCUCCUCUA
Hippocampus zosterae (dwarf seahorse) is the source of this 1288-nucleotide messenger RNA. It is a transcript of the gene arr3a, whose product is annotated as arrestin 3a, retinal (X-arrestin). The record is from RefSeq and is a predicted model, not a curated record. Gene Ontology annotation, molecular function: G protein-coupled receptor binding. The transcript has 16 exons. Gene Ontology annotation, biological process: G protein-coupled receptor internalization; visual perception; signal transduction. Lineage: Eukaryota; Metazoa; Chordata; Actinopteri; Syngnathiformes; Syngnathidae. Bases 52 to 1119 code for a protein of 355 amino acids.